Messenger RNA from Gadus chalcogrammus (walleye pollock), 2214 nucleotides. Its product is annotated as stonustoxin subunit beta-like. The transcript has 6 exons. Gene Ontology annotation, molecular function: protein binding. Bases 1196 to 2212 code for a protein of 338 amino acids. The record is from RefSeq and is a predicted model, not a curated record. NCBI's taxonomy places the organism in Eukaryota, Metazoa, Chordata, Actinopteri, Gadiformes, Gadidae.
AUACGAUAAAAUCUUAAUCUUAGUAGUUACUGUUGACAUUAUUUUGGUAACAAUGUAUACUUUUGAUGUACACUUCUAAUUGAACAUUUUUAUGCAAUGUCUUUUGUGAAUAGAUUUGCCAGCUACAACCAUCUGAUAGCUUUUUGGUCUUUGAUUGAGCCUUGUCUCUACAAGAUGGUCCGUGUUUCCAGAGCCAAAUCAGCUGCCCAGAAAAAAGAAGUGGUCGCACCUGCACGUGCAUCAACAGUACUUUAUAAGUAGUUACAGAUGUAAUUAUACGUGAUGCCAUUGCAUUUGUAUUUGUUGUUUUUGAGCUAUACUUUUUUUCUUUUCCUCUCAGAGACAGCUGCUCCAGCCCAUAGAUUAACUCUUCCUUUUUUCAUCCCUUGGCUGAUGAAUCACAAAGCUUGAUCUAAGAGAAAAAGCUGAUAUAUACUAGAGCUGACUCCUGAGAACAGACGCAUUUGAAGCUGUCAGGGAGGAACCACGGUUACCAUCUCUGAAUCGGACCCUGGAUUCUGAGGAACCUGAGGACACGUCUUUGGACCGGAGGGAGCGCAGGAAGAGAAGAUUUGGUAGGUCCCCUUUUUAGAGUAUAUUUAAAAUAAAUAAUCCACAAAACAAAAAGUUUUUUCAUCUGCAUACGUUUUUAGCCAAUUGGGCCGACCUGAUGAACCAGCGACCGUACAGACAGAUUUAUUCUCCUAAACAACGACAUGUGUGUGUUCGAGACAAAAGCUCACAUUAACCUUACUUGACGUGUGAUUACGCCCAUGAGUUAUGGACUAUUGAUAGGCAUGUAGUUGUUUGUUUCAUGAUAUAUGUUCGCUAUAAACGUGGAACAGAGUGCAGAGUAACUUCAGGGAGCAGAACACAAGUUCAGUUUUUUCAUGACUUAUUAUUAAUGGUAGUGCAACAUUACAUUAGAGUGGCAAUUGUUUAUUUAUUCAAGGAUUUUGUGUUUUAAUAACGACUGCUUAUUUAACUGAACUGAUAUCAGGUGUACUUAUUUUUUUUCAGAAAUAUGAACAUAUCUCAGAUUAUCCCACAAUACAUGUCCUCAUAUUUUCUGCGUGGGCCGAUGUGAAAGACCCUGGUGACACGCAGGCCACAUGUUGUCCCCCCUCCAUUACUGUGUGUAUAUCUGAUAGAGCAAAGAAAAAGUUAGACGCCGUGGAGCUGUCAGAAAGUAACAAUGGUCACCAUCUCUGAACCGGACCCAGGACUCUCUGAGGAACCUGAGGACACGUCUUUGGACCGGGAGGAGACCAGGAAGAGAAGAUUUGAUCGAUGGUUGCCCAUCACUCUCAUUGUGAGCCUCGGACUGCUGAUUAUUCUCACCAUCUCCCUGCGCCUCAGUUCAGUGAUGCUCACGGAGGAGGAGGCCCCCAGCAUCACAGAGUUCAACUCCUCUACCCACGUGUUGCCCGUGGGCCAAACGGCCCGCUAUACCUGCCACGCCGGCGGCACGCCGGAGCCCACAGUAGAGUGGCUCCACAACGGCAGGCCCCUGGUGAGGGACGGCACAGACGACCAAUCAGAGGCCUGGGUGGAGAGGGGCUUCCUCUUCGUCAGAGGUGGGAGGUACGGCGUGAACACGGUCUGCUGCAUGGCGAGCAACAGCGCUGGCACGGCCAAUCACAGCGCUGAGCUGCUUGUCUUUGAUGCCUGUGACCUCACACUGGACCCCAACACGGCCGGCAGAUACCUCUCUCUGUCUGAGGACAACAGGAAGGUGACGGCGGUUAGAGAGUUCCAGUCGUAUCCGGAUCACCCAGACAGAUUUGACUCCCAGCCCCAGGUGUUGGGUAGAGAGGCUCUGACUGGCCGCUGUUACUGGGAGGUAGAGUGGGGAGGAGUGGUUGAUAUAGGAGUGACAUACAGAGGAAUCACAAGGAGAGGAGGGGGUGAUGACAGCGAGCUUGGACUGAACAACAAGUCCUGGGUUCUUCAUUGUUCUGAUGGUGGUUACUCUGCCUGGUACAACGGUAUAAAGACAGUCCUCCCUCUCCCCCCCGCUGGCUCCACCAGAGUAGGAGUGUAUCUGGACCGGCCUGCUGGCUCUCUGUCCUUCUACAGAGUGUCCCCAGGUGGAGGAGGGUCCUCAGACACACUGACACACCUCCACACCUUCUGGUCCUCCUUCACCCAGGAGGACCUCCUCCCGGGGGUGGGGGUAGGGUGGGGGUCAGCCUCUCUGUGUCGGUUGUAGAA